AUGGGAAGCAGCUCAGAUUCGGAGUCAGAUAUCAGUGAUUCAGAGAUUGUGGAUUACUCGAAGAAACCUUAUGAGGGACUAAAGUCUGGGAGAUAUAAAGUAAAAGGCCCAAAUGGCAUCCUUAAGUGUCCCUUCUGUGCUGGGAAGAAGAAACAAGGUUACAAGUAUAAAGACCUUCUUCAACAUUCAACUGGUGUGAGCAAAGGUGCAUCCCACCGAAGUGCAAGGCAGAAGGCAAACCAUCUUGCUCUAGCAAACUACUUGAAUGAUGAACUUUCUGAUGGGGCCGAACAACACCCCCAGCAUGUGGUUACUCCUGAUCCUGCCGAUGACUCUGAUCAGANGAAAGAUGAACUUUCUGAUGGGGCCGAACCACAACCCCAGCAUGUGGUUACUCCUGAUCCUGCCGAUGAAUCUGAUCAGACUGAGUUAUACUGCUGGCCUUGGACUGGGAUUAUUGUUAAUAUUCACAAGCGGGAAUAUGGAAAAGAUUUGACUAGUAGUAGCUACUGGUUGAAGAAGUUCUCCAACUAUAAACCUUUGGCGGCUGAGCUUUUCUGGGAUGACGAGGAGUGUAUCGCAAAGGCUGUUAUAAGAUUUGAUAAUGAUUGGAAUGGUUUCAAGAAUGCAAUGGAGUUUGAAAAAUUCUUUGAAGCUGAUGACCACAGUAAAAAAGAAUGGGGUGCUCGAAGUAGGUCACCUGGUUCAAAUAUUUAUGGCUGGUUUGCUCGUGAUGAUGAUUACAGGUCAGAAGGGACAAUAGGAGAUUAUCUGCGUAAGACGGGGAAGUUGAAGACAAUAUCUGACGUGGUCCAUGAAGCAACACAACACAGAAAUAAUGCUGUGGCUAAUCUUGCGAAUGAGCUUGACUUGAAAAAUGACAAUCUGGAUCAGUUGCAGGUCAGGUAUAAUGAGAAGACACUGUCACUUAGCCGGAUGAUUGCAGAAAAAGACAUGCUACACCGUGCUUUUUCCGAAGAAACAAGGAGGAUGCAACGAAUUGCAAGGGAGCAUGUGCAAAGGGUAUUGGAUGAACAGGAGAUGUUGAAUAUGGAGUUGGAGAACAAGAGGAGACGACUUGAUACCUGGAGCAAAGAAUUGAAUAAGCGCGAGGCUUUAACAGAACGAGAGAAGCAGAAGCUUGAAGAGGAGAAGAAAAAGAAUGAUGUGAGAAACAAUUCACUUCAAAUGGCUUCUGAGGAACAGAAAAGAGCUGACGAGAAUGUCCUCAGGCUAGUUGAAGAACAAAAGAGGGAGAAGGAGGAGGCUCUGAAAAGAGUUCUUGAGCUUGAAAGGAAUCUGGCCGAGAAGCAGAAAUUGGAAAUGGAAAUUGAAGAACUGAAGGGGAAACUAGAAGUGAUGAAGCAUAUGGGAGGGGAAGAUGAUGCAGCUGUCCAGAAAAAGAUAAAGGAGAUGAAUGAGCAACUGGAAGAGAAGAUUGAGGAAAUGGAUGGUCUCGAAGAUUUAAACAAUCAACUCCUCACCAAAGAGCGAUCUAGUAAUGAUGAGCUGCAAAAGGCUCGCAAAGAAUUAAUAGAGGGCUUGAAUGAUAUGAUGAGUAGCAGCCGUGUAAACAUUGGGAUAAAGAGAAUGGGCGAAAUUGAUGAAAAGGCCUUUCUAAAUUCAUGCAAGGAAAGAUUUGCGCCUGAAGAAGCUGAGAUCAAGACUUUAGAACUUUGUUCCCUGUGGCAGGAAAAACUGAAAAAUCCGGAAUUUCACCCUUUUAAAAUUAUACCGGUUGAUGGGAAGCACGAGGAAGUGCUGGACGAGGAUAAUGAAUCACUACACGAGCUCAAGGAUGAAUGGAGUGAUGAAAUCUACAAUGCAGUCACAACAGCUUUGAAGGAAUUGAAUGAAUAUAAUCCAAGUGGACGUAAAGACACUCAAGCGCAAGAGAUAGAUGAAAUUCAGGGUGCAGACAAGGAUGAAAAGGUUGCAGACAAGGAUGAAAAGGUUGGAAUCACUGUCAGCGUAGAAGAUCUUUCCAAAAUGUUUAUAUUUUGUGCAUACUUGACUAGCGUGUCUUGA
Molecule: messenger RNA, 2028 nt
Organism: Fraxinus pennsylvanica
Lineage: Eukaryota; Viridiplantae; Streptophyta; Magnoliopsida; Lamiales; Oleaceae
Source: the annotation of a GenBank genome assembly